Fusarium fujikuroi IMI 58289 is the source of this 1623-nucleotide messenger RNA. RefSeq names its product related to feruloyl esterase B precursor. The coding region runs from base 1 to 1623 and encodes 540 amino acids. The transcript is spliced from 3 exons. The record is from RefSeq and is a predicted model, not a curated record. NCBI's taxonomy places the organism in Eukaryota, Fungi, Ascomycota, Sordariomycetes, Hypocreales, Nectriaceae.
AUGGUGUCGUCGAUGAUCAAGAAGGUCUUGCACCUGGCGACAGUAGCUAUAUCUCCAGUCAUUGCAAAACCUCAUUCAAAAUGCACAGCCGGAACCCUACUGAUCCCUAACGGGACCAUCUCCUCAGUCCAGCACCACGUUGCUGGGGAUGUCAUACCCUUGCCGAACACAGUAGCAUCCUGCGGAGGUCCAAACUUCAAAGCCAACAUUACAGCAGACCUCUGUAGAAUUGUUAUCAGCGUCUCAACGAGCGACUCCAGCUCAGUCCGUAUCGAGGCAUGGCUUCCGGAUGAUUGGAACAAACGUCUACUGGCCACAGGAACAGGCGGCAUUGGAGGAUGUAUCGAUUUCCCAACUGUCCAAAAUGGAGCACAACUUGGUUUUGCAAGCUUCGGAACCAACACAGGCCAUGAUGGUGAGCAGGGGUUUGACUUCUUCCUGAACCAGCCAGAGGUUAUCAACGACUUUGGCCAUCGAGGGAUCCACGUUGAAGCCGUAGUCGCCAAGCAAAUCGUGCAGCAGUAUUACGGCAAAAAAGCCUCAAAAAGCUAUUAUCAAGGCUGUAGCACUGGAGGGCGCCAAGGUCUGCAGAAUGCUCAACUCUACCCCGAUGACUUUGACGGAAUCCUUGCUGGAGCGCCAGGCAUUGACUGGCUUCACAUUGUGGCGUCAAAAGGCAUCCUUGCUCGACGGAUUGGAUGGCCUGAUCUGACUUCUGAUGCAUAUGUUCGACCCGAACAGUGGAAGGCGAUCGUGGCCAAACAGAUUGAGCUGCUCGAUCCUCUGGACGGUGUCGAGGAUGGUAUCAUUGACAACCCUGCUGCGCAUGCCAUUGACCCAGUGAUCAUGGCCUGUGGCACUGGUCUAUUCAACAGUUCUAUCUGUCUGAAGCCCCAGCAAGUAGCGUCUGUCAGGGCAGCCUACGAACCUCUGGCAGACUCAGAAGGCAAUAUUGUAUACCCAGGAUUUGCAUUGGGUGCUGACACGAGCGUCUUCUCAGCCAACCAGGUCAACGGUACUGCAGACCUGAACUACAAAGUCUUACAGGACUUCUGGCGCGGCGCGGUGUACAACGACUCCACUUGGACACCUCACAACUUCACGGUCAAAGACAUGGACUUUGCCAUUAAACUCAACCCAGGAGGCGUCAAUGCCGCAGAAGGCGAACUUCAGAAGUUCUACGCCAAAGGAGGGAAGAUAAUCUCCUACCAUGGUCAAGCUGACCAAACCAUCACACCCAAAUUACCAGCUGAGUAUUACGCCAAGGUUCAAGCCAACAUCAACGCCACGCUAGAGAAUAUGCACUCCUUCUACAGACUUUUCUUCGUUCCUGGGAUGUAUCACUGCUCAGGAGGUCCUGGUGCAUUCGAUAUUGGUCAGGUGUAUCCGUUGAAGAAGGAUAGACUUACCGCUGAAGAGAAUGUUCUCCUGGCUCUGACGAAGUGGGUUGAGGAGGAUCAAGAACCUGAGACUAUUAUUGGCGCCAGAUUUGGCAGCAGUGGGACUCCAGACAAAGCUAAAGUACAGCGAAAGUAUUGUCCGUACCCGUAUGAGAGCAGAUGGGAUGGAUCUGGAAACACCACCAAGGCCGAUAGUUGGUACUGCAAGCUUCCUGGAGCAUAA